Molecule: messenger RNA, 4026 nt
Organism: Ostrinia furnacalis (Asian corn borer)
Lineage: Eukaryota; Metazoa; Arthropoda; Insecta; Lepidoptera; Crambidae
Product: zinc finger protein rotund
Exons: 3
Coding region: 681-2105 (474 amino acids)
Biological process (GO): regulation of transcription by RNA polymerase II
Cellular component (GO): transcription regulator complex; chromatin; PcG protein complex
Molecular function (GO): DNA-binding transcription factor activity, RNA polymerase II-specific; RNA polymerase II cis-regulatory region sequence-specific DNA binding
Source: RefSeq, a predicted model, not a curated record
AUUUCAGUCUCGUUUUUGCCGCGUUGGUCUUAAGGCGGGCGAGCGGGCGUUUUGUGUUGCAUUUUUGUUGACGCGAGUGGCCGGUGUCGGUGCUGGCUGUCUUGAGCCGGCUUUUUGUGAACACAUGUCCUAGCGCUACUGCAGGCUGCACGCGAUCGCAAGUGCGAGGAAGACGGCAAUACGCUCACGUGUGGAUCACCUACAUCUAUACACAAUUAUAUAGCACACUAAAAUAUUGAGCACAAAAAAUCUGGCAAUUUUGAUCCUAGCAACGCAUUCAUAAUUUUACCGCAGGGUCAAGAACACGCCGGCGCUGCUUUUUCGGCCGAUUUUUUUUAAAUGUUUAUUCGCGGGGCGCACGUGCAUUUUUUAAAUAAUUUUGGCAAUCGAGCCCUGGACUGUUGCCUAAGUUGCCUUUUGGACGUGUUGUGACGUUGGUGUUACCAUAAUAAUGUGAUAUAUUUUUAGUGACAAUUAGAUAGGAACAAACUGUGAUUUUUAUGGUGAUAUUGUUGGUGAUUGUGAAGAUUUUUGGAUUGUGACAGACGUAACGGAGGAUCUCGAAAAAUUCCAUGACAAGGAUAACAAGCGGGUCGAUAGACAUACACCGUAUAUUUUUAUAAGAUAGUGCCAAAUAAUACGAGUUUAUAUAUUUAGAUAGAAAUUUUAAAUCGAUCAAGAUGAUGGAAGGCAGGACAAUCGAUUACAGGCCGGACGGUGGUGGCCUGGAUUAUCACAAUUCGCCUUUAAUGGCAGAAAUUCCUAUAGACAAUUACUCGCACAUACACAGGAGCAUAGAGCACCUCAGAUCUAUAGGUGUACCACCUCCGCUUGAUCAUCAUAGGCAUCUGUCAGCGAAUAUAACUGACCUGCGGAGGUACGAGCAUCCUGAUGAGAUACCUGAAAUAAAGCCGUCCGUAUUAAGGUUAUCUGAAUUCAAGAGUGGAUUACACGAUAUCAGAGUGAACAACGAUCAAGAGAAUGACAUCCAAAGACAGAUGACGCCGCACGACGAUGGACCGAAGGGAUACAGCGCGCCAUCGACGCCACUGUCGGAGAAUGGGGGGCAGAGCGUUCAGGAAGAGAAGGUGUUCGGUUCAAAAGCGGAUCUGCAGCUGCAUACACAGAUCCACCUUCGGGAGGCGAAGCCCUACCGCUGCACCCAGUGCCCGAAGGCCUUCGCCAACUCCUCGUACCUGGCGCAGCACUCCCGCAUCCACCUCGGCAUCAAGCCCUACCGUUGUGAGAUCUGCCAGCGCAAGUUCACCCAACUGUCGCAUCUCCAACAGCAUAUCCGCACCCACACCGGAGACAAGCCGUACAGGUGCACUCAGAUCGGAUGCACAAAGGCCUUCUCCCAACUCUCCAACCUCCAAAGCCACAGCCGCUGUCACCAAACUGACAAGCCAUUCAAGUGCAACUCUUGCUACAAAUGCUUCACGCACGAGAAGGAUCUGCUGGAACACAUCCCGAAACACAAGGAGUCGAAGCAUUUGAAGACGCACAUCUGCCAGUACUGCGGCAAGAGUUACACGCAGGAGACGUAUCUGAGCAAGCACAUGAAUAAGCACGCGGAGAGGGCUGACAAGCGGCCGCCGAUUUCAGCGCUGGGACUGAGCGGGUUGAACCGCUCGUUAGCAGCUGCCGCGCCCACAGCGGCGCCGUUCGCUGAGCAUCCUUACUGGCCGAAAGUGAGCCCGGAUUCGGCAGCUCACAUGUCUGACGACGGCGGCUACCACCAGCAGCGCGAAAGCGAUGACCACCACGAGCAGCAGCUGCAGCAGCAGCGAGCGUUGUUCUCGCAGCACGAGAGCCAGGACGACCGCAUCCACAGCACGCCGGUCUCGUCGGCCGCCAACUCGGCCUUCACCCCCAUCAACUCCAUGGCCCCGCACCUGAACGGCCUGUCGCACCACAGCGCGCUGCCGACCCGGCCCUACCUGUACGAUCCCCUCCACUUCCAGCAGGGCAAGCAGCAGCCCAACUCCUUCCCCAACCAGCUGAUCUCCCUCCACCAGAUCAGGAACUACGCUCACCAGCCCUCGGCCCUCCUGCCCGCCGAGCAUAUCCUCCCCCACGCGCUAUCCCACAAAGACAAACAGUAAACCCUUGCCGACCUAGAUACGCCUACUUUAAUACGAUGGUAUUACUAGUAUAUAAAUAACGAAAUAUUAUAAAAUAUUUAGAAUCUCGCUCUCGAAGACAGUGGUAUUAAUGUAUGAAAUACGAAAUUGGUUUUAUCGUUAGUGAAACAAAUUCAUGUUUUUAGACUUAAUCGUGUAUGAAUACUCUGAAUUUUGUGAGUAGAUGAUACUGGUUAUUCUGAAUUUAUUGGUCGUUUUACAGAUUGUAGAUUAGUUCUCGUCAAAGCAGGCUUCUGUUGAGAUGCGUUGGUAGUAACGAGAGGUUGAUCACUGAUUUUAGAAGAAAUUUUUAAGCCAAAAAUUUUGUUACCUCAUGACUCGUUUCGUUGAUCAGUCCUUCGUUACGACUCGUCCAGUGUCACUUCUGCUUUCUAGAUAACUAAUCUUGGAAUCAUGCACAUUUGUUCCAUUGCACAAAUUUUAAUAAUUUCUUGAUGGCCUAUUGAAGUAACAGCUAUGGUCGAAGAGACGUUAAAAGUAUUAUUUUCUUAUAUUCAUUUUAUCAUAAUCGUUUUAUUAACCUCUGGAAGGUGGAUGGAUCUCGAAAAUUAAUAAUUUUAACCAGUUGUUUCAAGGAAUUGAUUCGAGGUCUUGAUACAUCUGGUGUCAGAAAGCUCUUAGAUUUACAUGCACAUCAGAUUUUACGUGAGACUGCUUUAAAAUCUAUAGAAUAUCCAGUUAUUUAUUUCCAACAAAUGUUAUAUAGGAUAUACGGUUGAAAUUUUAAUGUUAAAAGUUCCUGAUAAACAAAUAUUUGUAAUAGUCGAAAUAUCACAUUUACUAGUACGAAUUCUUGAAACCACUUGGAUCUAAGUUUCAUUCUGUUGCAUUUUUAUUGAUAAGUACAUACCUUUACUAAACACCGAUCUCUUGAAUCAUCACAUUUGCACUCAGUUCCUACUUAGGUCGUAUGGAUUCAUUUAUUUAGUUUUAUUUCGUAUCUAUCUUAAAAAAGUAAGUCUCUUCUAGAAAAUGUGGUUUGCCUUCUGUUAAAUUUGACUCUUAUCUUUGAAGGUUCAGCAUAUUUUCUAUGUUUUAAUUUAAUUUCCCAUUUGUACAUUAUUAAGUGGCCAAAUCGCUUUGUCUUUGUCAUUUGGUACGACGAAAGGUGCACAUUGUGUAAAUAUUUUGUAAAUAGGAAUACUUUUUUGAGGAACCUUAAAAUUAUUGAGACGUUUUUUGUUUACUUUUAGUCUAUAAUGCUUAUGCUCAAUUACACUAGCCGUAAGACUAUCCAGGUAGCUGACAGUGAUUGGAUUGUAACUAAAGGUACUUAAUGUCCCAUUUUCAUUUGAUUUACAACGAUUGUUUUAGACUAAUUUGAAGUAUACGACAAGUUAUUAUUUUGUUUAGGAAGUGUCUGUAGUAGAUAAAAUUUAACGAAAUGUGAUAGGAAAGGAUGAGGAGAAUAAUAUUUUUGGAGGAAACGUACUUUGUUCUUCUGCAUUGAUUUGCUACAAAUCUUUUUCGAUUUUAUUUUAAAUUGUUAGGUUGCGGUUCUUUGCGAUCGGGUUCCUUAGGGAUCGUGUCGCAAACCCAAACGCUAAUUAAGUUCUUGUACAAAUGUUUAUUUGUUAAUAAGGUAAUUACGGCAAUACUUAAUUCUUCCGAAUUGUUGUUAAAGAAAGACGAAAUGGUGCGAGUAAUGUAAAGGUUUUGAAUUAUAACAGCGGUUAUAUCCCAAAAUUGUUUUUUAAAUUCAUCGGAUUUAAAAAAAUAAGCCAAUAUCUCUCUAUUGUAAGUAGAAAUGUGAUAUUGUAAUUUGAUUUUUUUUAGUUAAGUGUAAACUUAUUAUGAUUAAAUACAUAUUUUUGUAAGUAAUUACGUUUUACGAUAGUUAUGCUUUUCUAGCCUUUCGGUUAAGAUUAUUAGAUGGAAGUAA